CUCAGAAGAGCAAAAACACGAGAGAGAGUGAAUUCAUAGAGCUCCGGUUUUUUGCACAAAACCGAUGAGCAACAAAAUUAGAAUGGCUGUUUUAUCCUGGAGGCGACCGGCUGAUAGUCUGCUGUGCGCAAUACGAGGCAGUGCCGCGAACGUCUUAAAGAGAGCGACCUAGUCCGCGACUCAGCCAGAUCGGUAACCCUAAUUUUUCUGUUUGGUUUCUAACAUUUUUAAGACGCUCGGUGGCUGUCAUAGUAUCGAACAGGAACCGAUUCUGGCUCGCGUGAGUUCGCCGAUCCAGCUAUCAAUUCCCCGUAACCAAUUUCAUCGCCCCACUUUGACGUCCUCAUUCUCUUCUCGUUCAAUGGCGUUGGCACCGACAGCAGCCCUGACCCGAGACCAGUACGUCUACUUGGCGAAGCUCGCUGAGCAAGCCGAGCGCUACGAGGAGAUGAAUGGCUCUUCGUCGAGGAGCAGAAACUUCUCUCCGUCGCUUACAAGAACAUGAUUGGCUCCCUCCGCGCCGCCUGGCGUAUUGUAUCCUCGAUCGAGCAGAAAGAGGAAGGCAAGAGGAACGACGAGCUCGCUGUGCUCGUUAAGGAGUACAGGUCCAAAAUCGAGACCGAGCUUUCAGCCGUCUGCGCCGGGGUUCUGGCUAUUCUCGACUCCAAUUUGGUUCCCUCCGCCGCUAGCAGCGAGUCCAAGGUCUUCUACUUGAAGAUGAAGAAGGAUUUGUUCUCUGCAACGGAAUUCCAUCCCACGUCACCGUCGUCGGAGCCAUAACCUUGACAGAGCAGGACGCUCUCAGCAAGUUCAAUUUGCUUGGAAGGGCUUUACGGGAGGAAAGUCCAACAGAGAUGGCUUGACAUGGGGAAUGAAUUACUUGCUACAUUCUAAAUUUGAUUAGAAUCUCCAAGGGACGUCUGGUUAUCUAUCUUUGAAUGGUGGGUGGUAAUUCAAUUGACCAACCCAGCUAAUCCCGUGGGCAGACAGAGAUUUGGGCCAGCAAGCUGGCUCGGUCAUUGGGUCUUCCAUCUCGUCCCGGCCAAGAUUAAAAGACAAGCUUUGGGCCGCCAAUUUUGAUGGAUCUAGUGAUGGUUAAAUGACGAACUUUGGGCCAAUACUUUUGACUAACGCGGGCUUGCGUACAAGAAAAAAAAAGUUGCUUCAUGAACUCGCUAUUAGUUGCUGGCGGUCAUGAGGGAUUGGUUUAAUUCCAAUUCUCAAGCGAAACGAAGGCAUAGUCAUUAUCCUCUAAUAUUCUGAAGCUCAAGUAAAGUGCAAAUUGGGUCUGGUCCUUUUAAGCCCAGUCCGAAGCAAGAGAAAAGGAAAUUGGAUUGUUAUGAACAAGUGGUGGGCUUUGUUUCUGAUCAACAACAGAAUUGCCGUGGUGGUGUUUUAGUCUCUCCUAAGGAGCUCGAACUGGCAGCUUUUGAUGCUCCUGUUAUGUGGCUCGAUAAUAGCUUGGAAGCUGAGAAACAGAGAAGCUGUGCGUUGUGCAAGCUAUGAGCCACAAAAUCAACCGGGAAUGACUUCUUGAAAAGAGGUAAGAACCGAAACCUUACUUAUGAGUCAUUUAUUAAUGGCAAUAAGAAUCUACCAUAUGCAUGGAAUUGAGAAUCAUUAUGAAUGCUAGAAAUGAAAAUCUAUAAUUGAUGCAUGUUGACGUUGAGAUUUAUUACCUUGAUGAUUAGAAAUUGAAUACAUGUUGUGGAGUAUAAUGAUUUUGUUUAAAUGCAUGCAUAUGUGUGAAGAAUAUAUGGGAAUAUAAUGGUUUUAUUGCCCAUAAUAACGAUAUUAUAAGAAGUACUAUUAUCAGUACUACACGAACCACUUAGGUUGCUGUGAAACAUUAAAGUUUCAAGAAUGAGAGCAGCAAGCUGAACCAGAUCCACACCAAUUAGAAUGGUACCCAUCGUGGUACCAUAAGAUUGUCACACAAUUCUCUAAGAAUGACGAUAUGUUUCUCAAUUAAAUUUGAGAAGAACUAGGUCAUAUGACACGAAAGUGUUAGAGCAAGUUUAACAAAGUAUUGUGUUAACUUGAUUAAAGAAGAGGAUUUGGCAAUAAUAAUCGCUUAGGUGAUGACAGAGGUUAGCCUUAAUGGUAACUCUGGAGAAUGGUUGUUGGAUACUAGCGCCCCAAAGCAUGUGUGUGAUAGACGAUCUAAGAUGGAUUAUUUUUUGGACGUGGGCGUCCUUGUAAAGAAUUAGAAUAUCUAAAGUCACAUUCCCAUAUUAUUCUCGAACGCUUGAAAUAAAUAAAAAUUUUGUAUCCAAGCAAAAUGACCCAUAAAAUAUGUGGUUAGAGAAUCAGAAUCAAUAAAUCUGAUUUAUGUUG
This is a messenger RNA of Linum trigynum, 2337 nucleotides long. The record is from the annotation of a GenBank genome assembly. Lineage: Eukaryota; Viridiplantae; Streptophyta; Magnoliopsida; Malpighiales; Linaceae.